Messenger RNA from Venustampulla echinocandica, 585 nucleotides. RefSeq lists its product as uncharacterized. Gene Ontology annotation, molecular function: protein heterodimerization activity. The record is from RefSeq and is a predicted model, not a curated record. Gene Ontology annotation, cellular component: CHRAC; nucleus. The transcript has 4 exons. NCBI's taxonomy places the organism in Eukaryota, Fungi, Ascomycota, Leotiomycetes, Helotiales, Pleuroascaceae. Bases 1 to 585 code for a protein of 194 amino acids.
AUGCCUUACAAUACAACCGCCAUUCCCCCUCGACGGGAACCAGCAGGUUCAACACAGCUGCCUCUAUCUCGGAUAAAAAAGAUGAUAGCGCUGGAUCAAGAUAUCGCCACGUGCGCCAGCAGCGCCUCAUUCCUCAUCACAAUAGCAACCGAGAUGUUCAUUCAAUAUAUGGCAGAGCAAGGACACAAUGUCGUAAAAUCAGAGCGUAAGCCGCGACGGAAUAUCCAAUACCGUGAUCUCUCAAACGCUGUAGCCCGCCUCGACAACCUAGAAUUCCUGGUUGACGUUGUCCCCCGCACCGUCCCCUAUAAGCAAGUGAGAGAGAAGAAGACUCCCACCGCGGCAGUAGGAGGAACGAGCCAUGGUCAUCCUACGGUCAACAGUGAGAACAGCAAUGUGGAGGCCGGACAGAUGACGCUCGAUGUCACGCUACCUAUUAUGAACGGAAGUGCGAAUGGCUUUCCGUCGCAUGGAGGAGCAGGCUCUGCUGAUAGAGAGAGCAGCGUGGCGGAUCCUAAUAUGCAAUUGGAGAUGGAAAAUCGGGUUGCCAGGAGGAGCACCAGUCAGGAUGCGGAGAUGAGUUGA